GUAACUUCACUAUAUUGUUUAAUAUUCCUGCAUUACAUCUGAUUUGACAAUCACAGGAGGUCACAUCUGGCCUAUAGUAAGAGAUAUUUAACUGGAAAUCGGAUGAAUGAAGCAUGAAGCUACUUCGAGGGGCAAGUUCUAGCCUAAGGCUUUACUUGGAUGUCUAUGAAACCCGGCAGUGUCUACAAGGGGUCACCCACAUUCAGACACGGGCAACCAAACCCUGUCAGGCAGAUUAUUUAUGGUGCAUCGCAGAGACUGUUUUACCACUGCUGCUAUUCAUGGAACUGCAGUGAUCUUUAGAAAGGAGGAAGCAAGUGAUGAUGAAUGGACAUUAAAUCAAGUAGCCAAAUAUCAGUGUCACUGUAUGGAGUUUGUCCUACAUAUCACCCAACAACCCUUUGAGACAUUAGACAGAUGUCAAAAUGCAGCCCUACUAGUAUUAGUGAUGGUUUUGUAGUGUCAUAUAAAGGAUAAAUGUUUCUUUUUUUAUUCUCCAGAGGCAGGAUGGAAGAAGCAGAACUCUUAAAGGAGCGCCUUCAAGCUAUUACGAAUAAGAAAAAAAUCCAAGAAGAAAUUGCCCACAAACGGCUUGAGAUUGACAGAGAGAAACUAAAGCUUCAACAUGUCAAGAAAAGAUCCACGAGAGAUCUGUGGCUCAUGGAUGGGAUGAACAGCAGUAAUGCUCAGGAAACACAAAAAGCUCUUGAAGAUGCACAACAAACUAAGCAACUCAAGAGCACCAUACAUCGGAUAGAGAAAGAGAUUGAAGCGUUGGAGAGAGAGGAAAUGAACAUCUCAACAAAUGAGGGGCUGAUUCUAAAGAGGCUCAAAGCCAUUGAAAAGUCUCCAGAGGACAUCAUUAAGGCAGUAAAUGCAGAUUUCACAUCAGAGCCGAUCUAUAUUCAUUCAACAAUUCCAAACAUGCGAAAGCCCAGCACACCCCUGAUAAACCAGAGGAAGAAACAAGACCUUGAAACUGAAGCAAAAACCGACCAAGCCAAACCUGCUUUGUUCGCCAUGGAAAUUAACGUUCAGAAGGACUUGCGCACAGGUGAAAGCCAAGUCCUCUCCACCUCCACCAUUUCUCCCCAAGAGCUCCAGCAGAAAGGCAUUAAAGUGUACGACGAUGGCCGGAAGUCGGUCUACGCCCUGCGUACGGAUGGCCACCAGCCUGGUGGGAACGGAGUGGAUGAACUCAGUCCCGUUGAGGUCGAGGAGCUGCUGAGACAGGCGUCUGAGAAAAAGAAGCGGUCCAAUCAGGUUCAGGUUCCCUACAACCUCUCCCAUGAGGCCAGUAAAAUCCGAGAGGGCCACGAAUCCAAUGGAUACCAAGAUCCAUAUAGCGUUGACUUAUCAGCAUGGCCUGAGCUUGUGUACAGUGAUGGUGUGUGCUAUCCAGAGAACGUGGGUCAUGGACUUCCUCUCCUGCCAAUGCCUAAUUACAAUGACAGACCAGACGAAUACUAUCACAACAGAGGGGAAAGACACACGCAUGGACAGUAUUACAACCAAAGAGAGAACCACCGGGGAAUGCGACUUUUGGAUUGUGACAUCAGAAACCACAGUCCGUGUUCCGCCUAUUCUGAGGACUCCAAACUCAGCGUCCUGAAUGCCAUGCCAUCGGACGAGCCCGUCACCAUGAUCUUCAUGGGAUACCAGAAUUCCGAAGAUGACAGCCAGAGCUAUGAGGGCUCAGUUCGGGCAGAACUGGUGGUCAUUGGAGAUGGUGAAGAUGAAGCGAGCAAGAGCUUGAACCCUCAUCAAAACUCCAAUGCCUUUAUCUGCUCUGCAGGACGGAAGGGCAAAAGAGACGGCACGGAGGACCCAUCAACUUCAGCAUUACAGAUACAGAUGGAGAAACUGGGCCAAACUGCAUAACACGCACAUUUUGUGUAACUCACACUCUGGGAACUCUGAGAUUGUCCAGAGUGGCCAGCAAGACAAGAAACGUGAACCAACAUCUCAGCGGAGUCUUCUGAAAGUGAAAUAAGGAUGUGUUAUUAAUACUUUUUGAGAAAAUAAUUCAAUUCUAACUCUUUGCAACUUUAAUUUACUCCUGGACAUAAUUUACGUACAAUUUUAAUGACAAUAGUGCUUGAAAGAAAUACAACGCACUAAUAGCUGCUGCUAUAUUUUUCAUUUUGAAGACUGUGCCUUAAGGAGGUUGCGUUUGUUGGCCACAUUCAUCAUUGAGGACGUCUCAUUUAAGAAAAUUAAAGGGUCAUAUGAUGCGAUUUCAAGUUUUCCUUUCUCUUUGGAGUGUUACAAGCUGUUUGUGCAUAGAUAAGAUCCCUAAAGUUGCAAAGACUAAAGUCUCAAACCCAAA
Molecule: messenger RNA, 2329 nt
Organism: Cyprinus carpio (common carp)
Lineage: Eukaryota; Metazoa; Chordata; Actinopteri; Cypriniformes; Cyprinidae
Product: palmdelphin-like
Biological process (GO): regulation of cell shape
Cellular component (GO): membrane; cytoplasm
Source: RefSeq, a predicted model, not a curated record